AUGCUGAGUUCAGAGACAUCUAAUAGUAAGUUGCAUACUGAAUUGGCCAAGCUUCAAGUGUCACUGAAGAAUCUUCAACUGCAGGAGGAGUUGCUGCGACGAGAUAACAGUGAAUUGCAAAAACAAUUGGAAAUAUGCGAAAAUCAGAAGUUAGCAGUAAAGUCGGAUUUGGAUACGAUGCAGUCAGUGCACAGCGCGUUAUUGACUGAUCAUGACCGACUGCAAACACUGCACGAUAUGCUGACUUCAGACUACGACCGUGCCAAAUACGACAACUCACAACUCAAACUGAGACUCAAAAAUCAUAAGAGUACCACCGAGGAAGUGACCAUGCUGAGAUGCGAGAAUGAUCGUGAGAAACGACAUGGCGAAGAACUGAAGGCGGUGAUUGCUGAUGAGAAGGAUCGUUUCGAGAUCGCAACUCGCACACUUCAGAACGAU
This is a messenger RNA of Anisakis simplex (herring worm), 441 nucleotides long. NCBI's taxonomy places the organism in Eukaryota, Metazoa, Nematoda, Chromadorea, Rhabditida, Anisakidae. The record is from the annotation of a GenBank genome assembly.